Messenger RNA from Argentina anserina (silverweed cinquefoil), 1482 nucleotides. RefSeq names its product protein FAR1-RELATED SEQUENCE 5-like. Gene Ontology annotation, biological process: regulation of DNA-templated transcription. The record is from RefSeq and is a predicted model, not a curated record. The coding region runs from base 1 to 1482 and encodes 493 amino acids. Lineage: Eukaryota; Viridiplantae; Streptophyta; Magnoliopsida; Rosales; Rosaceae. The transcript is spliced from 3 exons.
AUGAAGGAGAGCUUAGCAAGUCGUAUAGUUAUUCAAGCCUUAUUGGAAGAACUAGGUCAAGCUGGUUUUAGCUAUGACAUUGAGUAUGAUCAAGAUGGUCGGCUAACUCAUUUGAUGUUUGCCCAUCCACUUUCAAUUGCUUUGACUAAGAGCUAUACAAAUGUCUUUGUGAUGGAUUGUACGUACAAGACUAACAAGUACAAGAUGCCAUUACUAGACAUCGUUGGAGUCACAAGUUUCAAUACAACUUUCUAUUCUUAUUUUAUCUUCAUACAAAGGGAGGAAGAAGAGAACUACGUACAAGCUUUAACAUUAUUUAGCAAAAUUUUGGGAGCCGACGUUCAUCUUUUGGUGAUCAUAUCUGAUAGAGAAUUGGCGUUGAUGAAUGCUAUUAAUAUUGUAUUUCCAAGAACAACCAACAUUUUAUGUGUUUGGCAUAUUGAGAGAAAUAUAGCUAUAAAUUGUAAGCGCCAUAUUGAAGAAGAAGCUGAUUGGGUCGCUUUAUGGUCUACAUGGACUUCUUUGAUAAAUUCUCAUGAUGGAUCGUCAUUUAAUGAAGCUUGGAUUAAUUUUGAAGUUGAGUAUAAACAAAAGGGUGCUAUUCUUGAUUAUAUCAGAGGUACUUGGCUCCCAUUAAAAGAAAAGCUUGUGAUUGCAUGUACUGGUAAGAUCUCACACUUUGGUAAUCGUGCUACUUCAAGAGGUGAAGGUGCACACUCAAUUUUAAAGAAAUAUCUUCAAGUAUCAAAUGGAGGUAUUCGUGAGGUAAAGGACAAAGUUUGUCUCGCCAUUGAAAACCAGUUUGCUGAAAUCAAAGUCCAACUCUCGAAUGAAAAGAUUCACCAUCCACAUAAAGUUGGUACACCGUUCUUCAAAGAACUUGUUACUCGUAUAUCUAUAUUUGCAUUGGACCAGCUACAAAGACAGUAUGAAUUUGCAAAGUCUCGCAAUCUUUCAUCUCAAUGUAAAUGUCAUUUUUACAAAACCAUGGGCAUUCCUUGUGCACAUAUGAUCAAGGAUCGUAAUUUUGAAGCACCGCAAUUGAAUAGCAUUCAUGAACAAUGGAGAAUUGAUACAAGAUCAUUUGGUGUUUGGUUGGAUAAGGGAGAUGAGAUAGAUGUUCUUUUAUCAAAAGUCAAGAGUCAUCCAGUAGGGUCCAAAAACAAAAAGUCAUCUAGCUCUACAAAACGUGAUCCUUCAGCCUUUGAGAUAGUAGAGAAAAAGUCUCAGAAAUGUAGCUUUUUUCAUGAUGAAGGCCAUGACGUUCGAACUUGUAAAGUGAAAGGCAUAGUUAACUACUGUCUAGUUAGUAAUAUAGCUCUUUUAAGGCAUGAUGAAUACAAGAAGUCUAUUUUGUUUAGAAAUGGGAGGACUAUCAAUCCUGUUUUUGAAGGAUUGUUAUAUUGUCUAGAGCGCUGCUAUGAAGGAGAUGUUGGUUACUUAUAUAGUUAUAUAUCCUAUAGUGACUUGUAUUUUGUUUAG